CUCUUUCCUGUCUCUGGCUGUGCGCGAAUGUUCAUGUAUUCUCUCUCUAUCUCUCGCUCUGCUUUUCUCUUGGAGCAGGAGAAGAGGGUGCAAGAACAAGGGGAGGCGACCGAGCAGCAGAAGACAGGGAGAAGCGAGAUCGAAGAUUUCCAACAAGGCUUUCAAUGGCAAAAGUGCUGUCGUCAAAUGGUAGGCAGAGUGAUUAAAGGCGCAAGGAAUCUCUAGUGCGAGGGCGUGGCACCUUUCCUUUUCGCUCUGUACACUGCGUGAGCGGGUGUUCUUUGGGUCUUCGUGAAAGGAAAGGAAAGGAAAGGCGCGAUCUUUGAGGGGAUGGCUUGAGUUCUGCUCUUCUGCCUGCGACCGAUGCCGCUCUCUCCCUCUCCCUCUCAGAUCCGAAGAAGAAGAUCGAAUUCGGAUCCUGUUUUGCGUCUUCAUCAAGGAGAGGCUAAUUCUUCCUCGUGGCUGCACUGAAGAUUGUCACCGGCAAGGUUUGGGAGGUAGAAAUGGAAAUGAAUGAGGACAGGAAGUUUGGGUUGGAGAAGAGCCAUGGAGAUCACCUGAACAACCACAGUUCCGGUGUCUCUGCUGACUGGCAAUUCAACACCCCUGCAAUGAGUGCAGCGCCGCCGCACCCUUCCACCGCCGCCAGCCUCGUGCCACCGUUGACUUCAUCUCCGCUUCUUUCGGCUCCAGUGCCGGAGGCCUUCGUUCCUGGUCUCUGGAACUACCAUACUAUGAGUGUUGGAGGAAGUAACAUCCAGAAUACUACGAGUGCCAUCGGUUCUAUACCAAUUGGAAGACCAGUAGCCAUGUCCUCCAAAGGCAUGCUUCUAUCAACUCCUCCCGUAAUCUUUCCUCCUAGCUUGCCUCAUUUCCCCGCCGAUUCAGGUUUCAUCGAGCGGGCAGCAAGAUUCUCAUGUCUCAGUGGUAGUAGUUUUAUGGACAUGAACCUCCUCAGGCCAUCUCAAUCAGUGGCUCCGGCAAGAAAGGCUUCGAAGGUUGUCAUGGAAACUCAGGUUCAGAACACUGAGCUGAGUAUGACUGGUGACAAAGCAGUCUCUCUGCCUGCUGCCUAUGGAUCCAUUGAUCAAAGUCGGAUGGACACCCAAAGAGAUCGAAGAAGCUCUCAUAUCUCAAACAGCGAAUCCCAAGAAACAAAUUUCUGUGAAGGUGGACAAGAAGGGAACGUUGAUUCAUCAGAUGUAGCUGGGAAUUCAUCUCCUAGUGAUCUUGGUGCAAACAAGAGAAAAAGAACCAUUCGGGAUAUGGAGAAGGACCAAGUUCAAAGAGGUCCACAAUCAUCCUCGGAGGCCACAAAGGAUGACACUGAAACUAAACACAAAGUAGAACAGAACAGCUCCAAACACGGUGGGAAAAAUGGGAAAGAUAACUCAGAAGCUGCAAAGGAGGGUUAUGUUCAUGUCAGAGCACGGCGUGGACAAGCCACUAACAGUCACAGUCUGGCAGAAAGAGUAAGAAGGGAGAAAAUUAGUGAAAGGAUGAAAUAUCUUCAAGAACUUGUGCCUGGUUGCAGCAAAGUCACAGGAAAAGCAGUUAUGCUCGAUGAAAUCAUAAACUAUGUUCAAUCACUCCAAAGACAGGUUGAGUUUCUGUCCAUGAAGCUUUCAGCUGUCAAUCCACAACUUGACUUCAGCGUAGAAAGGCUUCUUGCCAAAAAUCUUCGACAUUCCCAUGGUAGCCCAUUAUCUAUAGCUGGAUUCUCACAGGAGAUGAGUUACCCUCAGGUGUAUCCAUCUCAACAGGGCUUGGGGCAUGCUGGAGGCUCUACCAUGGUUAACCUUUCGGACACAUAUAGGAGAACAAUGAAUACUCAAUUACCAACAAUGAGUGGUUAUAAAGAGCCUUCAAUGCAGAUGCAUAAUCCCUGGAACGAAGAGAUCAUCAUGCAAAUGGAUUAUGAUGCUAAUCAUCCUCCAAAUGCACAAGAGAUAAAUAGAAAACCGGAUGGCUUCACAAUAUAAGACCACCACACUACCCGAGUUCCUGUCCAAAAAUCUAACCAGGCCUCAAGGUCACUAAGAAGUCGAGUUCUAGUACCACCCUUGCAUACAGUUUGAGGUCCACUGAACCGUUACAGAGUUCGUCCGUCGAUACAAGCUCCGGGGUAAGAUAGUUGUCAUCGAAGCCUCAGUGUUCCUCUCGGUACAUCCAAAGAGCAAUGCCACCAGCCUGUAAUAGGAGGAAAUGGAGGGCAUCUCACUUCCUUCUUGUUAUAUGAUGUAGCAGGUCCAUUAUGUUUUCCAAAGUAGUAACUUAGCAGAGAAAUCCAACAUAAAGUUGAGCCUCUCACUGUAAUGUCACACUAGGAGCAUAAGUUUUGCUGAUAGCAAGAAAAAUCUCAGAUGUGUUUGUAAACAGCACACCACUGUUUGUAAACUGGGUUUAUUUUCUGUGGAAAUGGAACCCAUGAUUUUGCAAUUAUUUUUCUGGUUUAAUCGACCUAGCCUUUUGUGUU
Molecule: messenger RNA, 2476 nt
Organism: Musa acuminata subsp. malaccensis (wild Malaysian banana)
Lineage: Eukaryota; Viridiplantae; Streptophyta; Magnoliopsida; Zingiberales; Musaceae
Source: RefSeq, a predicted model, not a curated record